Penicillium alfredii is the source of this 1584-nucleotide messenger RNA. RefSeq lists its product as uncharacterized. Gene Ontology annotation, biological process: carbohydrate transport; transmembrane transport. The transcript is spliced from 7 exons. Gene Ontology annotation, molecular function: carbohydrate:proton symporter activity. Gene Ontology annotation, cellular component: membrane. The coding region runs from base 1 to 1584 and encodes 527 amino acids. The record is from RefSeq and is a predicted model, not a curated record. NCBI's taxonomy places the organism in Eukaryota, Fungi, Ascomycota, Eurotiomycetes, Eurotiales, Aspergillaceae.
AUGACCGCCAUACAAAGAAAGAAAAAGCCCUACUUUGGGCUGACCGGAGGAUGGCUCACAUUCUGGGUGACGGUUGCCUGUGCUACCGACAUGUCCUUGUUCGGCUAUGACCAGGGUGUUUUCAGCGGCGUGGUCCUCACAAAAGACUUCCUCGAAGUCCAUGAUCUAGUCGGUCCCACAAAAACAAAAGAUCUCUCUACUGUGACGGCCAUCUACGACGUGGGGUGUUUCUUCGGCGCCAUCAUCGCAUUCACCAUCGGCGAGCGACUAGGGCGCAAGAAAGCCAUCUUGCUCGGGACGACGAUCAUGGCCGUGGGUGCCAUCCUCCAGGCGAGCUCGUUUAGUCUGGCGCAGAUGUUUGUCGGCCGCAUCAUACUGGGUGUGGGAAAUGGAAUCAACACGGCCACAGCGCCGAUCUGGCAGACAGAGACCUCGCAGUUGAAAUGGCGUGGGAAGCUAGUGAUCUUCGAGAUGAUGAUGAAUAUCGCCGGCUUCUGCCUCGUCAAUUGGAUCAACUACGGCUUUUCCUUCUGCGGCGGAUCCGUCGCCUGGCGCUUCCCGCUUGCAUUCCAGUUUGUCUUUCUUUUUAUCCUGUGGUCCACGACGCCGUGGCUACCAGAGUCUCCUCGAUGGCUCCUCGCCCAUGGCCGCGAAGAAGAAGCAAUGGAAGUAUUAAGCUGCCUCGAAGCCAAACCCAUCGACGACCCCUUCGUCAUCACGCAACGCAACGAGAUCACCUUCAGCGUGCGCUACGAGCGCGAGAACGCCGUGCGCUGGCGCGAUCUCUUCAAGAAGCGCGAGCACGAUACCAAAACGCUGCGCCGACUGCUGCUCGGAGCCGGCAGCCAGUUCAUGCAGCAGUUCGGCGGCAUCAACAUCAUGUCGUAUUAUCUUCCGACUGUGCUGGUCACCAGCGUGAAACUGCAUGAGAAGAUGGCGCGUCUCUUGGCGGCAUGCAACGCUGUGUCGUAUCUCGUGUUCUCGGGUCUGGCAGUCUUGCUUGUUGAGCGUAUGGGCCGCCGAGGACUUAUGAUGCUGUCGACGGCGGGCCAGUUUGUAUGUUUCUUGGUUAUUACGAUUCUGCUGCGCUUCUCGGAGACUAGUCCCGAUGGCAAGAAGUUUGCUUCGGCGUCUGUGGCCUUUUUCUUUCUUUACUAUGGCGCCUUUGGGAUCGGGGCGGCUGUAGCCACUGCAACGGACUGGAUCACCAACUUCGUCAUCGUCGAAAUCACCCCCAUCGGCAUCCAGAACAUCGGCUGGAGGUUUUGGAUUGUCUGGACUGUCUCCAAUGCGGUUUUUCUUCCGAUCCUGUACUUUUUCUAUCCCGAAACCGGUGUGUUCGACCUGCUACGCGCGUUCUUCUUUCAUACUGACAUUUUCUUCACAGCUAACCGCAGCCUCGAGGACCUGGAUGCUUAUUACCGGUCCAACCCGUCGCUGAUUGUUACCAAGGAUCCCGAUGCCAUCUGUCGCCGACGCCCUCAAAAGUAUAUUGAGCACGAGGACGAGGAGAUUGAGAAGACUGCCGCCGGCAAAGAUGUUCUCUCUUCGGUAGAAGCAGCGCAUGUGGAAUGGUCGAAAUGA